AUGCCAACUCCACCUCCACCCCCACCCACACCCCGCAUCUUCACCGCCACCCCCGACGACCCACGGCAUGCCCACCCUCACCCCGAUCCCGCACCCCCACCACCCCCAACCACACCCCCACCGCCACCCCCACCACUCCCACCUCCACCGCCACCAGCCCCACUCCCACCCCGCACCCUCACCGCCCUCCCAAACAACCCACGUCUGGAAGUGAUGCUAAUAUUAGAAAUCAACCGCCGUCUCAAACUGUUAUACCUGAAUAAUCUGGAGGUGAUAAAACUGUUAUACACGUACAGUCUGAAGUCUGGAAGUGAUGCUAAUAUUAUAAAUCAACCACCAUCUCAAAUUGUUAUACCUGAACAAUCUGGAGGUGAUAAAACUGUUAUACAUGUACAGUCUGAAGGUGAUGCUAAUUUUGGAAUUGAAUAUACUAUUAUUGGCCUUGCGGCUGAAUUACCACCAUCCCCCCACCACCAUCACCACCAACCCCCACCCCGCACCCUCACCGCCACCCCUACAACCCACGCCCACGGCAUCCCCACCCCCCACUCCCACCUCCACCCUACAGCCUCACCACCGCCACCCCCACCCCGCACCAUCACCGCCACCCCUACAACCCAUGGCACCACCACCACCUAUCCCCACCCCCACCUCACCACCGCCCCCCACCCCACCGCUCCCACCCCACCGCUCUCACCAUCACACCACCCCCAACUUUACCACACUACCACCACCGUCUAUCCUCACCUACACCCCCCAAUUAUCGCUACCACUAAGCAGUCCAUAGAAGAUAAAACUGUUAUAUAUGCACAGUCUAGAAGUGAUACUAAUAUUGAAAAUCAACUACCGUCUCAAACUAUUAUACCUGAACAAUUUGGAGGUGAUAAAACUGUUAUAGUUGUACAGUCUGAAGAUGAUGCUAAUAUUGGAAUUCAAUAUACUAUUAUUGUUCUUUCUGAAGCGGCUGAAUUACCACCAUCCCUCCACCACCAUCACCACCAACCCCCAUCCCGCACCCUCACCGCCACCCCCACAAUCCACGACAUGACCACCCCCACCUCCACCCUACCACCCCCACCCCAAACCUGCACCCUCACUGCCACCCGCACAACUCACUGUACCGCCACCCCCACCACUCCCACCCCGUACCCUCACCGUCACCCCACACAGCCCACGACAUCCCCACCCCCACUCCCACCUCCACCCUACAGCCUCACCACUGCCACCCCCACCCCGCACCCUCACCCCCACCGCUACAACCCUUGGCACCACCACCACCUAAUCCACUACUCCACCCCACCCCACCUCACCACCCCCCACCAUCCCCAGUACCCCACCCCUACCGCCCCCACCAUCCCACCACCCCCAACUUUAUCACAUUACCACCACCAUCCACCCUCACCUACACCCCCCACUAUCGCUACCUCUAAGCAGUCCAUAGAUGAUGAAACUGUUAUAUAUGCACAGUCUGGAAGUGAUGCUAAUAUUGAAAAUCAACCAUCGUCUCAAACUGUUAUAGCUAAACAAUCUGGAGGUGAUAAAAUUGUUAUACUUGUACAGUCUGAAGGUGAUACUAAUAUUGGAAUUCAAUAUAUUAUUAUUGGUCUUGUAUAA
Arachis stenosperma is the source of this 1614-nucleotide messenger RNA. Its product is annotated as leucine-rich repeat extensin-like protein 5. The record is from RefSeq and is a predicted model, not a curated record. Lineage: Eukaryota; Viridiplantae; Streptophyta; Magnoliopsida; Fabales; Fabaceae. The transcript is spliced from 7 exons. The coding region runs from base 1 to 1614 and encodes 537 amino acids.